This is a messenger RNA of Motacilla alba alba, 1485 nucleotides long. RefSeq names its product ribulose-5-phosphate-3-epimerase (gene RPE). Bases 246 to 728 code for a protein of 160 amino acids. Lineage: Eukaryota; Metazoa; Chordata; Aves; Passeriformes; Motacillidae. The transcript is spliced from 6 exons. Gene Ontology annotation, cellular component: cytosol. Gene Ontology annotation, molecular function: D-ribulose-phosphate 3-epimerase activity; metal ion binding. The record is from RefSeq and is a predicted model, not a curated record. Gene Ontology annotation, biological process: carbohydrate metabolic process; pentose-phosphate shunt, non-oxidative branch; pentose-phosphate shunt.
CCCCCGCGCGGCCCGCCCGCCCUCCGUCCCGGCAGCAGCCGCGGCCGCAGCCAUGGCGUCGGGGUGUCGGAUCGGUCCCUCCAUCCUCAACAGCGACCUGGCGGCGCUGGGCGCCGAGUGCAGCCGCAUGCUGGACUGCGGGGCCGACUACCUGCACCUGGAUACACUUCGUCCCGAACAUCACCUUCGGCCACCCCGUCGUGGAGAGCCUCCGCAAGCGGCUGGGCCAGGAGCCCUUCUUCGACAUGCACAUGAUGGUGGCCGCGCCAGAGCAGUGGGUGAAGCCCAUGGCGGUGGCUGGUGCGAACCAGUACACCUUCCAUCUAGAAGCGACGGACAAUCCCGGGGCGCUGAUAAAGGACAUUCGGGAGAAUGGGAUGAAGGUUGGCUUGGCCAUCAAGCCUGGCACUACAGUUGAGCACUUGGCACCUUGGGCCAAUCAGAUAGACAUGGCCUUGGUGAUGACAGUAGAACCUGGGUUCGGAGGACAGAAAUUUAUGGAAGACAUGAUGCCAAAGGUUCAGUGGCUCAGGACACAGUUUCCCUCCUUGGAUAUAGAAGUGGAUGGAGGAGUGGGGCCUGACACCAUCCAUAAGUGUGCAGAGGCAGGUGCCAACAUGAUUGUGUCUGGCAGUGCUAUCAUGAAGAGCGCAGACCCCAGGUCUGUGAUUAACCUCCUGAGGAACGUGUGCUCAGAAGCGGCCCAGAAGCGCAGUCUGGAUCGAUGAGACCUGCCCAAGCCGUGUUCCAGAAGGCUCUGGCCGUGCAGGAGAGCCCUUCUCUCGUGCAUAAGCAGGGGCUGGAUGAACACCAACUACGGAAACUUCGUGCUGCUGAACAGAGGAAUCAUUCCUUCACUGCAAUGAAGCAAGCAGCAGUGGGAAACAUUCUCGCUGUCUUUCGGGGUUGGAAAUGCAAUGGUUUGAACCCGUCUCUUGAUUUUGUGGAGGCUAAUUUUGUGGCACAACCUCUAAUGCUGGCUGAACUACAGUCAGUUUGUUGCUUGCUAGAAGAGUGUAGCAUCACCACAAGAAUCUCUCUUGUGGAAGACUCUUAAUCAAACUGCCUUCUGCUGUCUGUAUUUUGUCAUUUGAUCUGUGCAUUCCUACAAAACUUUUUCCACUACUGCAUUAAACACCCUUUCCUUGGUGUGUUAAGUUCUUGAAGCUGACUGUCAUAAAUAAGUGGGUUUAGGAGUUAGGGAAAAGGCAGCUUAAGAGGGCUAAAAAAAUCCCAGUGAUGGUAGCAAUGUUCCUGUCCUUUGCCUCUAUUGCAUUGGAAGUACUUGGCCUAUGGAAAUCCAGCAUCAGAUAAGUCAGUGCAGCAUCUUUACCAGAUGAUGAAGUGGGGAAUAUCUUCUCACUUACCUUUCAAAUAGCCAGUUAAGACAGCUGUGUCUGAAAUUCCUGGAAGUGAUGGAAUUCCUCAGAAGAAUGUUGCUUUAAAACUCUUCAGAUAAGUAAAAAGCUUUUUCUUGCUGCACAA